Messenger RNA from Striga hermonthica, 2196 nucleotides. Lineage: Eukaryota; Viridiplantae; Streptophyta; Magnoliopsida; Lamiales; Orobanchaceae. The record is from the annotation of a GenBank genome assembly.
AUGGCGCCGGCGCCUCUUUCCCCUUUCUACCUCAAUAUCCCCAAAUUACUAACCAAUUUCAAGCUUGCGUACUCCACCUCCAGCUUCCCUCCCAAUCUCAUACACCUGUUUUCCAAGCCGCCGAUAACCGCCGCGUCCUCCGCCCGCGCCGUCGUAGAACCCAUCCACAGUGACGACGAAAAGCACGAUGCGAUACCCACCAAAACCAAGAAAGCCCGAACCAUGGCCCAACUUAUCAACUCCAAACCCUGGUCGGCCCAACUCCCGUCCUCCCUCUCCGCGUAUACUCCCCUCUCCCAAACAGCCUUCUUUCAGACCCUCCGCCGCAUCAAAGACCCUUCCAAGGCCCUCCGCUUCUUCAAAUGGGCCCGAGACUCGGGCUUCACUCACAACCACCACUCUUACUUCAUCAUGCUGGAAAUCCUGGGACGGGCCCGGAAUCUCAACCCGGCCCGAAAUUUCCUCCUCUCCAUACCCAAGAAGUCUGGCAACACCGUCCAGCUGACUGAUAAAUUCUUCAACAGCUUGAUCCGAAGCUAUGGCGAUGCUGGGCUUUUCCAGGAAUCCAUUAAGCUUUUCAAAGUUAUGAAAUCCAUGGCCAUUUUGCCUUCUGCUGUCACUUUUAAUAGUUUGUUUCAUAUUUUGCUCAAGAGGGGUCGGUUGGCGAUGAUUCAUGAGCUGUACGAUGAAAUGCUUAGGACUUAUGGGGUGAAGCCCGACUCGUACACUUUCAACAUCUUGAUAAGAGGGUUAUGCAAGAACUCCAAGGUUGACGAGGCGUUUAGAAUGUUUAAAGAAAUGGACACAUUUAACUGCAAGCCCGAUCUGAUAACUUACAAUACUAUCGUUGAUGGAUUGUGUAGAGUGGGAAAAGUGAAUGUUGCACGUAAUGUGGUGAACGGUAUGCUCAAGAAGAGUGGGGACAUGAGGCCAAAUGUCGUUACUUACACCACUUUGAUCAGAGGGUUUUGUGGGAAACGAGACAUUGACGAGGCAUUGUGUGUGUUUAGAGAGAUGAUUGAUGGGGAGAUUAAGCCGAACAAUAUUACUUGCAACACACUCAUACAAGGGCUUUGUGAAUCUCAAAAGUUUGAUAUGUUAAGAGAGGUUUUAGAGGAAUGUGAGAGAGAAAGCGAUGGGUUUGUUCCCGACACGUGUACUUUCAACACAUUGAUGAAUGCUCAUUGUAAUAAUGGGAAUUUGGGGGAUGCAUUGGGAUUUCUCGAGAGGAUGAAGGAGAUGAACGUUAAACAGGAUUCAGCCACUUACAGUAUUCUAAUCCGUGCCUUGUGCCAAAAUGGUAAUUAUGAGAAAGCCGAAGAGUUGCUAGAUGAAUUGUUUGAGAAAGAAAUUUUGUUGCACGAUAACAACUGCACACCACUUGCCGCAUCGUUCAAUCCCAUUUUUGAGUAUUUGUGUGCAAACGGGAAAACCAAGAAGGCUGAAAAAAUUUUGAGGCAGCUACUGAAAAGAGGCACACAGGAUCCAGUUGCUUUUGAAACUUUAAUCUUGGGGCACUGUAAAGAAGAUACUUUUGAGGAUGGGCACAAGCUCUUAGUCCUGAUGCUGAGAAGAUACUUUUUGCCCAGUUUCAAGAUCUAUGAAUCUCUAAUCAAAGGUUUGUUGAGAAAACGGGAGGUGGGCCUUGCACACGAUACUCUAGAGAAAAUGGUGAGAAGUUCUUAUUUGCCGAGGACGUCUGUUUUCCACAGUGUUUUGAUGGAGCUUAUUGAAAAAGGUUUCGCUCGUGAAUCUGCAGACUUGAUGGUACUGAUGUUGGAUAAAGAGAUUACACCAAACAUGAAUCUCUCCACUGAGGUUGUCCGAUUGUUGUUCAAGAGCCGCAUGCGAAACAGGGCAUUUGAGCUGGUUAAAAGAAUUUAUGAAAAUGGUUAUGUGGUUGGCAUGGAAGAACUUGUGGUCUUCCUUUGUCGGGACAAGAAAUUAUUAGAGGCAUAUGAGUUAAUGAUGUUUAGUGUGAAAAAUGACCAGCAUAUUGGUGUAACCUCAUGUAGUACAGUUUUGACCGAGCUUUGUAAGGGUCGCAGGUUAUCAGAAGCGUUUCAGGUUUACUAUGAAUUAUUGGAAAAUGGUGUCAAACUGCCGAUGAGCUGUCUUGUGGAGUUACGAAGUGCACUUGAAGCUGGUGGAAAGUUGAAGGAAGCUCAAUUUGUUGCUAAGAGAACGAGUGACUAG